UUAAUGAACAUGUAGACAUGCCUUGUGAGUACGUUUUAUUUGCAUUGUGAGUUCAGGGCUUUGCUCUCACUGGUGCUGUGCACACACUUUAUGGAAAGACAGUGGCUGGCCCUGAAAGCUGACAGCCUAUGUGUGUGGGAGACCUUGGGUGGAGAGAACAAACAGAUGUGGGGAGUGCAAGGGGGCAGCAACAAUAAUGAGCAGUGGACGUAGCUUGCCAGCUCGUCCUAUCUUGAACCAAGAUUUAUUCAUUGCUCUCCUUGUAUUUGUCCCCACCCCAGUUACAUAGCCAUGCCUGCUGUCAGUGUGCCUAUGGAAAUGCCUAAUCCUUUCCUGAAUGAGAAAGUAAAAGUUACCACCCACCUACUGUAGUCCUUGCCCCUUUCCCUUCCCUUGCAGGAACGUCUGGCAGGCAGACGAAGGGCUUUCCCUAUUGGUUCAAAGUUAACUGUUUGCCCACGAAAGAAGUUUCUCCCUGUUCUGCGUGCAGCUGAUCCCAGAGCCACAUGAACUUGGACUCUCUGCCUGUCUCCCCUCCACUCCCUGUGCCCAGCAGACAGGAUGGGGCUGGAGCUCUACCUGGACCUGCUCUCCCAGCCUUGCCGUGCCAUCUACAUCUUUGCCAAGAAAAACAACAUUUCCUUUGAGUUCAAGCAUGUGGAGCUGUUCAAAGAUUCCGUUCUGGGCAGGAGAACACCAGGAGGCAAUAACCCCGAGCAAUCUCACGCAGCACAAUCACAAAGUGCAGAGUCUGGCAAAUUGAACAUCCUGAAGAAAGUGCCAGCACUGAAAGAUGGGAGCUUCACCCUAUCAGAAAGCACUGCAAUUCUUCUGUACCUGAGCCGGAAGUACAAUACCCCUGAUCACUGGUACCCAUCUGAUAUCCAGAAGCGAGCCCUUGUUGAUGAAUAUCUGUCUUGGCAUCAUACCAACAUCCGGGCUAAUGCUCCUAAGACCAUGUGGAUCAAGCUGCUGAUUCCCCUCUUCACAGGCCAGCCAUUGCCCUCAGAGAAACUUCAGGAGGUUAUGGAGGGGCUCUCUGCUUCCCUGAAGCAGUUUGAGGAGAAGUUCCUUCAGGACAAGCUGUUUGUUGUGGGCAGUGAGAUCUCUCUGGCAGACCUGGUGGCUGUUGUGGAGCUCAUGCAGCCUGUUGGAGUGGGUUGUGACAUCUUUGAGGGCAGGCCAAGGCUGGUGGAAUGGCGCAACAGGGUGGAGGAAGCUGUGGGGAAGGAGUUGUUUCUGCAAGCUCACGAGAUGGUCCUGAAUAUCAAGGAACUGAGCAACAUCCAGAUUGAUCCGCAGCUGAAGGCACAGCUGGCACCUGUCCUAAUGAAGGUGCUGCAAUGAGUUUACCUUCUGUUACCAUUUUUAUGCAUCUUUCUUCCGUCUUGUUCCCAAUCCCCAUCUCCAACACUAUGUUUACCUGCCCUUCCUGAGGUGGAGAGCACAUUGCAGCACUUGCCACAUGGAGAGUGCAACCUUCCAUAUGCCUUUUCUGCAUUUUUAGGGCAGAAACUGGAGAAUUCUUAAGAUCUGUAUCUGUAAAGGCACAGAAAGUAUCAGUGAACUUUGCUCAACAGAUCACUGCUGAUGGGGAUUUGGGGUUUCGUUUUUAAUCCUCCCAGCCUGUAUGAGCCUCGGUGGGGAGCAGAACUGCACAGAACCUGCAUUGAAUCUGAUACAGCCCAUAAGUUAGGGGCAAAUGAGAACUGCAUAGACCAGGGCAGCUUUUCCGCUCAGGCCAGGAGGUGAAAACGCUUUACUUUUCAUCUGCUUUGUAACAUUAUCUCAUGCUUGAAGACUUUGCAGACAAUCAAUCACCAUAUUCCUGCACAGGCAAUUCAAGGAGCACAACUACAUAGAUUUGACUUAGAUGAAAAAGUCUGCUGGAUUUCUCUGUAGAAAAUUUCUUCUCUCUGGAGCACUUGCUUGGCCACAAGCAUGCCUUCCACAUCUGCCCCAAAUGCGGUACACAUGCUUCUUGUUUCUGAUGGUAUCUCUUCACAGCUGAGGAGUUUGUUCAAAUACAUCAAUAACUGUUAUUCCCUUCCGUGUAUAUUUUUUCAAUCCAACCAUUGAUCCAUGCCUUGAAAAUCUCCUGGGGGUGGAGGGAAUGGGUUCUAUUUCUUCCCAAACUGGGAAUUUUUAUUCUAAGUUUGAACCUGAAACUCAGAUCUAAUAAAAUGAUGAAAAUAGA
Gavialis gangeticus (Gharial) is the source of this 2197-nucleotide messenger RNA. Its product is annotated as glutathione S-transferase theta-1-like. The transcript is spliced from 6 exons. Gene Ontology annotation, cellular component: cytoplasm. Gene Ontology annotation, molecular function: glutathione transferase activity. The record is from RefSeq and is a predicted model, not a curated record. The coding region runs from base 562 to 1347 and encodes 261 amino acids. Lineage: Eukaryota; Metazoa; Chordata; Crocodylia; Gavialidae. Gene Ontology annotation, biological process: glutathione metabolic process.